AUGCCGGUCCCAGAUGCUAAAACACGUAGCAAAAUAAGCCUGAACCCAAGAGUCUUCGUUCCAAGCAGAUACUUGCCGAAAAUACUGAUUUCAAGCGCCCUGUUCGCGACAUCACUACACUUGGGAAAGGAUUGGCUCCUGGAGUACGAUGUGGGCAUCUUUUGGGUCGUGAUGAGAGUGUUGGCAUGCGGAGGUGUUGGUGUUAUGGUCUGGGAGGGCUUGACCGGCCAGCUGGCACGGCGGAAAAAUAUCGAGUGGUCUGCACUGGGGACAGCAUCAUUGCUUCUCUUCGCCCAACAGGCAUGCCUAUUCACCGCUCUGUACAGGCUGUCGUCGAUCCGUGUCACCCUCUUCACCCAAUUUUCCUCACUAUGGGUCGACAGCGUUCUCAACACGCGUUCCCCUCGGAGGGCUUUCGCAGUCGUCGUAGCCUUUGUUCUAUCUGUUCUCUCAGAUGCAGAGUUUGAUGCUGCAAAUUUCGGCCGCUUAAUGCCCGGCUAUGUCGCACUGCUCAUCCAUGGAGUAUCUUCAGCUGCCCUCAACCAUACUCUAGGAGUCAUCACUGCUUCUCUUGGAACCACGUUCACAAUCGCCACCACCACGUUCGGUGCUUCUAUCUUUGCCCUACCGUUCUACAUCUUCAGGACAGUGCUUACAUCAAACCAGACUCCGGCACUCCCUUUGAUCUCGUUGGCUGCCGUUCCUUUUAUAGCGUAUUCGCUGUUAUUCUUCCAUCCCUUGGCCACGCGAUCACUGGCGCAGGUGUCUUCCAUGCCGCAACAUGUCGUUCUAUCCUAUCCAUUCACUCUUAUUUUUGCAUCAGUGUUCGGGCCUCUUGCGUUUUCGCAGAUACCAUGUUGGACGGAUCUCUUCGUGGCUUUCUUGAUCUAUAUCGGUCUGCAACCAGAAAGUGUGGAAUCUAUGACUGCCGCUCCUCGCACUUCCACCUCGCGUCUGAUCCGAUCAUACCUUAAGACCAUAUUGUCUAAUGCCGAGUCUCGAAAGAUCUUCUACUUUCUGAUGCUCAACAUGGCGUAUAUGUUGGUUCAAAUGCUGUAUGGUGUAUGGACCAAUAGCUUGGGUCUAAUUUCCGAUGCGAUCCAUAUGGCCUUUGACUGUAUGGCCAUCGGUGUAGGACUCUUCGCCUCCGUCAUGGCAACCUGGGAACCAAACGAGCGAUAUACCUAUGGAUAUGGUCGUAUCGAAACGCUUUCGGGCUUUGCCAAUGGUAUAUUCUUGAUCUUAAUAUCUAUCUUUAUUGUGUUUGAAGCUAUCCAACGAAUUUUGGAACCACCAGAAAUGAACACAAGCCAGUUGCUACUGGUCAGUUCUUUAGGAUUGGCCGUCAACUUGUUUGGGAUGUUUGCCAUGGGCGGCCAUCAUCACCAUGUAUGUCAUUCUCAUUCUCAUGGACACUCUCAUUCGCACAAUGACCACGAUCAUGAUGCUUCCCAUCUCCCUCAUAACAUCUCUCCGCCUAAUACUCAUUCACACUCACAUUCUGCAUCUGUGUCGUCAGGUACCCAUUUGCAUUCACAUAGUCACUCGCAUUCGCAUUCGCAGUCGCACACACAUUCACCAGACUGUGAUGACUCGCAUCUUCAUUUAGAACCACAGUCUCCGCAUGUAUCACACGAGGAAUCUCACUCGGAUUCACACACACAUACAGGAUCGCACUCUGAAUCUGAUCUUUCGCACUCACACUCGCACUCACCACCUCCGCAGGUCAACGGUCACCACUCUCACGGACCCGAGCUUUCACAUCCUCCGAGUGCGUAUGCGGAGCGUACCAAGCGCCAUAUUCCUCCUUCGCUGAAAAUUCAUUCGAUAAAUGAUACACCGGUUCUUUCAGCAGUAACACCUCAUGUUAUUGCAUAUGAUGACGUCCCUUCGCCUAUCACCCCAACGUAUCGCUUUGGCGAUGAUCACCAUCUUCAAACAUCUCAUUCUCCUUCGGCCCACCAUCAUGACCACGAGGGGCACAGCGAUAACAUGCGUGGAGUCUUUUUGCAUGUUAUGGCGGACACACUAGGCUCCGUAGGUGUCAUCGUUUCAACGUUACUGAUCCAGGUGUACGGGUGGACGGGCUUUGAUCCUAUUGCCUCUCUUUUUAUUGCUGUCCUAAUUGCAGGGAGUGUCCUGCCUUUAGUCAUCGAUACAGGCAAGGUUUUAUGCCUAGAUGUUGCCGAACAAGACGUCAAGAUUGAGAGUGCUUUGUCUGAGCUAAGAUCUAUCGAGGGUCUCGCCUCCUAUUCCCAACCGCGAUUUUGGCCCAAAGAUGCCUCAAAAACGAUUGGAUCAAUACAUAUACAACUUGCACCAUCUUCAGCAUCGGUCGAUCCCGGUGGUCCCCACUCUAGUCAAAGACUGUCAUACACGCAAGUAGAUCGCGUCACUGAGCGUGUCGACACUCUUCUGCGGCAAAGAAUUAGUGGUUUGGAGGAAUUGACAAUACAGGCUGAAGAAGUCAAGGGUUAUACAACGACGUGA
Molecule: messenger RNA, 2490 nt
Organism: Guyanagaster necrorhizus
Lineage: Eukaryota; Fungi; Basidiomycota; Agaricomycetes; Agaricales; Physalacriaceae
Product: cation efflux protein
Exons: 13
Coding region: 1-2490 (829 amino acids)
Biological process (GO): zinc ion import into Golgi lumen; intracellular zinc ion homeostasis
Cellular component (GO): membrane; Golgi apparatus; cytoplasmic vesicle
Molecular function (GO): zinc ion transmembrane transporter activity
Source: RefSeq, a predicted model, not a curated record